UCCCCUCUCCCCACUCCGGGCUCCUCGCCCUCGCCCACACUUUCUUUCUCACACACGCACGCAGACACAUUCUCCCUCUCCGCGCUCUCUCCCUCGGUUCCCGUCUCUCCCUCUUUCUCUUUCACUUUUGCAUGCCCUGCAACCUUUUAAAAUGUUGCCCCUUCCCUGUGAUUCGCCAGACGCCGCGCCGCGGCCCCCUGCGCACUCGCCCGCUCCCUCUCUCGCCCGCUUUUUGUCUCUCGCGCUCCCUCUCCCCACCUCCGAUUUGCUACACUGAGGCUCCCGUCAAUGGACUGCAUUGAGAGCCGGCUCCGGCGCGAGUUGCCUCUCCGCUUCACGCUCCAUUUCCAGGCAUUCUUCCCUUAUUAAGUAUUCGUGUAAUAUUAAUAGUCAUGAAUAUCUGCUAUUAGGAGGCUCCAGGAACGCUGCCCAGCGCGGUUAUUAGAAGCUCAAGCGAAGCCGCCGCUAAGAAAAGAGAGGGAGACACGGAUUAAGGAACACGCACACGCACACAGACACACACACUUUUUGCUUUUUCCGUUUUUUGGGGUUUUUCAUUUUUUAAGGAACUUUGAAUCAUAACCGAUCACGGCAGGAUAGAGAUCGUGGGUUCGACCAGCUGAAGGCGCCGUUCAAAUCGGUGGUUCAAGUUCGGAUGGACCAGAGCGGGGCUCCAGCGCUCAGGCGAGCGGCUGCGCCGUGACUGGAGUCCUGGGUGGCGCGGGGCUCUCGGCGCCUUUUGUGUGGGGCGCGCUCGGGCGGCGGGGCAGCCGGGCUCUCCAGGCUUGCUUGUUUUUUUCCACCCUGACUCGUUACCCCAGACUCUGCGCAGAUGUUAGUUCACAGUUUUUCAGCUAUGGACCGUCACGACGGCACCAGCAACGGGACUGCACGGUUGCCCCAGCUGGGCACUGUAGGUCAAUCUCCCUACACGAGCGCCCCGCCGCUGUCCCACACCCCCAAUGCUGACUUCCAGCCCCCCUACUUCCCCCCUCCCUACCAGCCUAUCUACCCCCAGUCGCAAGAUCCUUACUCCCACGUCAACGACCCCUACAGCCUGAACCCCCUGCACGCCCAGCCGCAGCCGCAGCACCCGGGCUGGCCCGGCCAGAGGCAAAGCCAGGAGUCUGGGCUCCUGCACACGCACCGGGGGCUGCCCCACCAGCUGUCGGGCCUGGAUCCUCGCAGGGACUACCGGCGGCACGAGGACCUCCUUCAUGGCCCACACGGGCUUGGCUCAGGACUCGGAGACCUCCCGAUUCACUCCUUACCUCACGCCAUCGAGGACGUCCCGCAUGUAGAAGACCCGGGUAUUAACAUCCCAGAUCAAACUGUAAUUAAGAAAGGCCCCGUGUCCCUGUCCAAGUCCAACAGCAACGCCGUCUCCGCCAUCCCCAUAAACAAGGACAACCUCUUUGGUGGCGUCGUGAACCCCAACGAAGUCUUCUGUUCAGUUCCGGGUCGCCUCUCGCUCCUCAGCUCCACCUCGAAGUACAAGGUCACGGUGGCGGAAGUACAGCGGCGCCUCUCACCGCCCGAGUGUCUCAACGCUUCGCUGCUGGGCGGAGUGCUGCGGAGGGCGAAGUCUAAAAAUGGAGGAAGAUCUUUAAGAGAAAAACUGGACAAAAUAGGAUUAAAUCUGCCAGCAGGGAGACGUAAAGCUGCCAACGUCACCCUGCUCACAUCACUAGUGGAGGGAGAAGCAGUCCACCUAGCCAGGGACUUUGGGUACGUGUGCGAAACCGAAUUUCCUGCCAAAGCAGUAGCUGAAUUUCUCAACCGACAACAUUCCGAUCCCAAUGAGCAAGUGACAAGAAAAAACAUGCUCCUGGCUACAAAACAGAUAUGCAAAGAGUUCACCGACCUACUGGCUCAGGACAGAUCUCCCCUGGGGAACUCCAGGCCCAACCCCAUCCUGGAGCCAGGCAUCCAGAGCUGCUUGACCCACUUCAACCUCAUCUCCCAUGGCUUCGGCAGCCCUGCGGUGUGCGCCGCGGUCACCGCCCUGCAGAACUAUCUCACUGAGGCCCUCAAGGCCAUGGACAAAAUGUACCUCAGCAACAACCCCAACAGCCACACGGACAACAGCGCCAAAAGUAGUGACAAAGAGGAGAAACACAGAAAGUGAGGCUCUUCUCCCGCCCUGGGCCUCCACGCCUCCCCAGCGCCUCUACCCCCUUUGGCGUCCCCUCACCUACCACCUCGGGCAGGUGACAGCUCCGGGGUCUGCAAGCCCCACUGCUGUGGCCGUCACCGCCAGUCCUCUGGAGCUGGGGGGCUGCUCUCUGCUGCCAGGAGGCAGCCCCUGCGGACUCAGGCCCCUGCCUCAACUUCCCCCCAUCCACAGCGACUCCCCUUUGCCCUCAUGUGGAGCCUAAGAGAACAGAACAGGCCGCGAAGCCAGCAAAGAAAAAGUUCUGUCCGACUUUGUGAACCUUUUUUAAAAAAAAAACAAACAACAAAUCAACAACAACAAAAAAUUAAAAACUUUUUUCUAAAAAAAUAAAGUAAAAAUUCUAAAAAAAUUAUAUGAGCUUCAUGGGACUGAAUCACCACCUUCCCUUACAUAUUUCAGUUCAGAUUGUAGCCAUACUUAAAAAUAAAAAAAGGCAAAAAGGAUAAUGACAUUUUUAUCAGUAUUGUGAAUAAACUUGAACACAAAUACACGAAGUUCCAUGUCAUGUCUUCAGUUCUAGAAGUUUAUCCUCUUCAAUGUAAAGCGACCAACUUGAACUUUCUCUGGCAACACGAUUCACAGUUAUAUAAGGGAAUCAGUGUUCACAUCUCUGUAUAUAUUUAUUUAUGUGUAAUUUAAUGGGAAUUGUAAAUAUGGUGAGUCUGUUUUAAGCCCCUCCCUUUUUUUUUUUAAUUUAUCUGGUGAUUUCGUUUACCUCUUGUUUAGUGGGUUUUGAUUCCUCCCUAUUAUUUCUUCAUGUGGCUCAUGGUACUUAUUUAGAAAUUCAAGGUUUGGGGGAUUUUUUUUUUCCUCUGGAAUUCAUGAAUUUAGCCCUGCUGUAGCAUGUUAAAGAUGACAAUGAAAGAGCUGAACAACAACAACAAAAAGUAAAAUAAAAUUUUAUAUAUAAUUAGCAUUACCUUUAGCUUUUCAUUGAACUGAAAGAAAAAAGUGAUAUUGGACCCUGGAAAGAUUUUUAAACUUGAGUGGUUUAUAACCCUUCUAUGUAUUGUGGGGAGAAAAAAAGUUUAUUUUAUUCCACUGUCCUCCCUUAAAAGCAUCAUUUGAGCAAUAAAUGAGUAUUGUCUUUAAACCUAGGGUAAGGGAUUUUCCUUCUCUUUCUUUAUCUCUCUCUCUUUUUGUUCAAAGAACUUCAAACAUUUGGGACCACCUGGUAUUCUGUAUUUUCACUGGCCAUUUUGGAAGCAGUUCUAGUUGUAUUGUAUUGAGUUGUGCUGGCAGUAGUUUCCAUGCCUGUCAAUGUAUCAUAGUCCUUUGUUGCCCAGAUAAAUAAAUAUUUGAUACGCUUUAUGUCGA
Manis pentadactyla (Chinese pangolin) is the source of this 3493-nucleotide messenger RNA. RefSeq names its product transcription factor AP-2 alpha (gene TFAP2A). Bases 833 to 2128 code for a protein of 431 amino acids. The transcript is spliced from 7 exons. The record is from RefSeq and is a predicted model, not a curated record. Gene Ontology annotation, biological process: regulation of transcription by RNA polymerase II; regulation of cell population proliferation; anatomical structure development. Gene Ontology annotation, molecular function: RNA polymerase II transcription regulatory region sequence-specific DNA binding; DNA-binding transcription factor activity, RNA polymerase II-specific. NCBI's taxonomy places the organism in Eukaryota, Metazoa, Chordata, Mammalia, Pholidota, Manidae. Gene Ontology annotation, cellular component: nucleus.